AUGUAUAAUCAAAGUGCCAGACAGUCUGACAAUGCGGAAAGGUGGGAGUUACCACAUAAGAUUAAUUUAGCUUUAAAUUAUAGACAUAUAAAAGUGUUGAUUUCAGUCAAGUUAUCUAUUAAACCAUCGAAAGUCCCCAAAGCUGUAGAACAUUAUUUGGAAGCCCAAAAACCAAAUGAGAAUUGGUCCAAGGAAAUGAUGCAGACGUGGUUUAAUGGGAUUUCCCUUAUUCUUUGGGAUGAUCAAGAAGAAGUCACCUUAUACACUGGUGAUCAUUAUUUUGAAGGAACCCAAAAACCAAAUGAGAAGUGGUUAGAGGAAGAGAUGCAAACGUGGUUUAAUGGGUUCUCAUUAAAGAACAACCCUCACAAGACCUUUUUGCUGUCUUUUUAUCAGACGGAUGAUAAAGAAGUCACCUUGUAUAUGGGCGGUUGA
Messenger RNA from Dentiscutata erythropus, 435 nucleotides. NCBI's taxonomy places the organism in Eukaryota, Fungi, Glomeromycota, Glomeromycetes, Diversisporales, Gigasporaceae. The record is from the annotation of a GenBank genome assembly.